AUGUACAAUUCUAAUGAAAAUGGAACAUUUAACAAUAGAAACUUAAACUUAACACCUCUAGAGAGAAAGGAGUUAUUGGUAAAGUUGUACUCUAAUCUAAAGGAAUCUUCGCUUUUUGGUAAACAUUCUGUUGGGAAUAUAAGAGAGGCUGCUAUUAAAGCCGAGCAGAUGAGCUAUGAGAAAAGUAGUACUAGAGAUGAGUAUCUUAGGAAUAUGAAUGAUAAAAUAAUGAAAGUAAAGAUGGGAAAUAAUUUAAAGAUGAACAAUGAGGUGAAUAGCAAUUUUAACACAAAGGUUGAUAAAGAGAAGGAGGUAUGGCCCUAUAAGGAAAGUUUAAAUGGUGGUACCACGUCUACUAGUGGAUAUGCAAAUAGAUUAAAUGGUUUAUAUGGAAGUGUAAAUAAUGUGAUGAAGAAUGAUUCUAAUCUUUGUUUUAACGCUCCUAAGAGAAAUGUAAAUACCACAAACUUUUGUGUAAACUCUUUCUCUAGGUAUGGUAAAGGUGUGGAUAAGGAGCAUCUUUUUGAAGGGAAGUUGACAAGCAAUAAAAAUUUAUCAAAGGAUGGUUUAUUUCCUAAUGGCAUGUCUAGAACUAAUCCGUCAAACGAUAAGGCUCUUCUUUUCAGUAGCGGAUAUGUACAAAAUUCCUUGGCUGAUAGCUUUACAAAGAGAAGAUUCUCUGAUGUGGGGAUAGGUCCGGGACCUGUUUCUGUGCAAGAAAGGAGAUAUUCUCAUGUAGAGCAGGCAUAUUUUAGUGGAGAUCCGAAUUGCUCCAUAAAAAUGAAGACCCUGAAUAAUAGUCUGUACCUCUCUAAUCCCACUAAGAAUGUUUAUCCCCAGAGAAUACUAAAAG
Nylanderia fulva is the source of this 853-nucleotide messenger RNA. NCBI's taxonomy places the organism in Eukaryota, Metazoa, Arthropoda, Insecta, Hymenoptera, Formicidae. The record is from RefSeq and is a predicted model, not a curated record.